AUGAGGUAUAGUGCACCAAUUAUCGCUACAAUAAUAAGUGGAGAGUGCAACAGACGAGGUCGUUACACUGGCCGCAGUUGGGAGAGUCAUCGACCGAGCGGCGCGGGGGUGCGCACGCGCCGGCCGCUACAAACCCGACUAUGUGUAUCUCCUGCCUCCAUACGAGCAUACGGAGCAGUCAUCAAUCCCUCGCUAGCGACCGAUCCCUAG
This is a messenger RNA of Leptosia nina, 210 nucleotides long. Lineage: Eukaryota; Metazoa; Arthropoda; Insecta; Lepidoptera; Pieridae. The record is from the annotation of a GenBank genome assembly.